This is a messenger RNA of Arctia plantaginis, 717 nucleotides long. The record is from the annotation of a GenBank genome assembly. NCBI's taxonomy places the organism in Eukaryota, Metazoa, Arthropoda, Insecta, Lepidoptera, Erebidae.
AUGAACUUAUCUUGUCUGUAUGAAAAUGUUGAUCCUGAACAUCUACAAGAUUUCUUAAAUGAAAACACGACGAACGAAGUCCUUCGAGAAGUGACAAAUCCUCGAAAACCUUCCCCUACUAAUCAAUUCCUGAAUAGAUCAGCAGCUGAAGCAUCACAAAAUAUGAAAAAUUCAUCAAAUAGAGCCCAAAAUAAUAACAAAAUCACCAUACUAUCUGACGUAAAAUUACAUUGGACCAACACUUCCUUUAUUGGCAAUGAAAUGAAGAAAACAGAUAAUACCAAUUUUCAAUUUGAUUUUCAAAAGUUUGUUUCUGGAAAAGUCGCGGUAAAAGAUCAAGAAAAAGAACAAAAUAAUCCCGAUGAUAUUACAGAAAGUGACAGUGCAAGAAAAGUACUCAAAAAGGAUAGAAAAGCGAAGAAAAAGUCAGAGACUGGUGGGGAUGGCGACAGCGGCGAUCAAGGGAAUAAUGGAGGCUGUAAGGUCGAAGAGCUAAAUAAGGACGAGGUGGCGGCGAUAAGCGCUCAUGCCGAGCACCUUAGUGCCCACCUAGCAAUCAGGUUAGCGGCCGCAGAAGCGGUUUCGGGCAGCAUAGCGGGAUCCUUGCAGGCACAGCUAAGCCGCGAUACCGUAGGAUCGGCGACCGAGGUAGUGUCGUAUAGCGACGCCCUGAAACUCAGGAAGGGAGCUGCUCCAGUGGCAAUCCUCAAGCCAUAG